AUGAAUAUAUUGUUGAAAAGAAUCAAGCACCCCGUCCGCUCUUUCUUUGUCUCAACUCCAGUUUACGCCGCCCGCCGGAGAGGAAAAGUGUUAGACGUCUCCGCCUUGACCUUACCUCAACCUCCGCCUGGACCUCGCCUCUCGCCGCCGCCCCAUCCUUUCAUAUUCAAUGCUGAAGUAAUCCAAAGCAAGAGCCCGUCUCAAUCUAUUAGCAGAAAUUUGUGGUUGAGGAAGGUUUUCCGUAGCUGGCUUCUAGAUUUUUUAAAGUCUCAUACAGAGGGGAUCAUUUUAGAAGAUGCGCACAACAUGAAAUUUAUUCAGAACAUUGAUCUUAAUGUUGAUAUCAAGCUUUUGUGCAUGCCGAUUCAUGCAAUUUAUGACGAGCUACGGGCUGGGAUGCAUUUCAGCAUUGAAAACUCACAUUUGGAGAGAAGGAAAAUUGCUAUUGAGAUAUUCUACCAUGAAGCAAAUGAAGCCAAGGAAGAGAUACUUAGAAAAAUAGCGCAAUCUUCGGAAGAUGUUAUACUGGUUUCAAAUGUGCUAGGUUUUAACACCGAGAUUACAACAAGGCCUCCUUUUCUCUUCAAAACUCAUGCCACUAAAACCAAUUGA
This is a messenger RNA of Striga asiatica, 612 nucleotides long. The record is from the annotation of a GenBank genome assembly. Lineage: Eukaryota; Viridiplantae; Streptophyta; Magnoliopsida; Lamiales; Orobanchaceae.